Molecule: messenger RNA, 5213 nt
Organism: Rhipicephalus sanguineus (brown dog tick)
Lineage: Eukaryota; Metazoa; Arthropoda; Arachnida; Ixodida; Ixodidae
Product: protein Hook homolog 3
Exons: 23
Coding region: 107-2230 (707 amino acids)
Biological process (GO): cytoskeleton-dependent intracellular transport; cytoplasmic microtubule organization
Cellular component (GO): cytoplasm; centrosome
Molecular function (GO): microtubule binding; dynein light intermediate chain binding
Source: RefSeq, a predicted model, not a curated record
AAACGGUGUCAAACGUCAAGGGAGAGUAAAAAAUGGCAAAGGCGUCGAUGUGAACGUUUAUCUCUCUCUCGUAUUUUAGCGUGUUUUUUAUUAUUUUAAUUCAACCAUGAACUCGAUCACCGACAGCCUGAUCAGCUGGCUUCAGACGUUCAAUGUUUCUGCCCCGCACAAGACCGUCGAUCAGCUGUCCGAUGGAGUUGCGCUCGCCCAGGUACUGCACAAAAUCGACCCAGACUUCUUCGACUCAUCCUGGCUGUCGAAAGUCAAAACUGACGUGGGAAGCAACUGGCGACUCAAAUUCAGCAACCUGAAGAAGAUUCUCAAGGCUAUUAUUGACUACUACAACGAGGUUCUGUUCCAGCAAAUCACAGAGUUCCGCUUCCCCGACGUCGGUGCCAUCGCGGAGCGGGGAAGCCGUGAUGAAAUGGGACGGCUCCUGCAACUGAUCCUCGGAUGUGCCGUAAACUGUUCCAGGAAACAGGAAUACAUACAAGUCAUUAUGGGUCUUGAGGAGGCUGUCCAGCACGUUGUCAUGAAAGCUAUUCAGGAGCUCAUAACGAAGGAAAGCCCCAGCAGCUACACUGGCGACAACUUCGACCUCAACGAGCAGUUGAAGAAGGCGCUGGAUGAACUGCACGCAACUGCACAGGCAAAGGAGCAGAUCACGCAGCGCUGCCACGAGUUGGACAUGCAGGUUACAAUGCUUCAAGACGAGAAGGUGAGCUUGAUGCAAGAAAACGAGAAGCUGAUGGAGAAACUCAACCACGUUGAAAACCUGGAGGACCCUAGCACACCAGCGGGAAGGCGCUAUCAGCAAUCCCAGCAGCGGAUAGACGCACUACAGGCUGAAGUAUUCAAAUUGGAAACUGCGAAAGAUGAACUGCGAAUCAAGGUGGAAUUUCAAGAGAAGGAAAUUCUGAAUCUACAGGAAAAGAAUGAGGAAUUGCACAAAACGUUGAACGAAGCUCAGACGUUGAAAGAUGAGCUGGACGUCCUGAGGCAUACAUCGGACAAAGUGGAGCACUAUGAAGCUGCCAUUGAGACCUACAAAAAGAAAUUGGAGGACAUGAGCGACCUCAAGAGGCAGCUCAAGUUACUGGAGGAGAAGAACACCUCGUACAUGCAGACCAACAUCGAACUUGAGGAGGAUGUGAAAAAGAUGGCAGCGUUCAAGUCGCAGGCCGACCUGUACAAGAAGCAGACGCAGGAGCUGCGGCUUCAGCUGGCCGACGAGACACGGAAAGCCAACCGCGCCGAAUUCGAGGCCAAGAAGCUGCACGAGAAGUUGGCUUCACUGCAAACUGAGAAGGAGCGACUUGUUGCUGAACGAGACUCCUUGAAGGAAGGCUUGGAAGAUCUACGCUGCUCUCAACUCCAAAAAGAGAGUUCUCAUGUGCAGAGCGGUGCCAAGGCCGUUGGAGCGAUCUCAGAUUCUGACAUGCUCGAGACUGUGCCUCCUGAAAUCAACUGUAUGGACAUUGGGACGGAGAAACUCAUCAGGCUUCAGCACGAGAACAAGAUGCUGAAGCUGGAACGAAGCUCGAGCGAAGGCCAGCAGGUGACCUUACUCAAGACCAUGCUCGAGGACGCACAGUCACGCCAGAACGACCUGGAGACUGAAGUCAGACUCCUGAGCCAGCGCAACCUGGAGCUGGAGAGCCAGCUGGAGGACAGCCGGGAGGCGGCGUCGGCGCAUGAGGGGGCCGAGGCACGACAGCAGCUAGCCCUCGCACAGCGGCGCUGCAAGGAGCUCGAGGGCCAGCUGCGCGAGCGCGAGGCCAGCCUCGAGGCCAUGGCGACACGCCUAGCCGAGUCCUGCGAGAGCCAGUCCGAGUUGACGGAGCAGCUCGAGAAGAAAGCUGAAGAGACGAGGGUCAUGGAGGAGCGAUACCAGAAGUACCUCGAGAAGGCCAAGAAUGUGAUUCGCACGCUGGACACGCGGUCGCCGUCGAGCGCCGAGGUGGUCGCCUUGCGUAACCAGCUUCAGGACAAGGCCAAGCACAUCAGCCAGUUGCAGCAGGAGUUGGAGAUGUUCAAGGCCCAGUGGGAAAAGGAGGAGCGCCUCAUCAGCACAGCCUUCUACAACUUUGGAGCGAAGUCACAGCAGAGGUCGGCCGAGGAGCGUAUCGUCCACUUGACCGGCGGCCAGUCUUUCCUGGCGAGGCAACGUCAGGCCACAUCCAAGCGGCAUAAUGUGCCCGGUGUUCAGACGAGUGAAUUCUUUGAGUGAGAAUGCGUGAGCCUGUGUGUGUCUUCGACAUAACCGGACAGACAAAGAAAAAAAAAAAGCAUGAGCACAGCCUACCUUUGACCGACCGCAGCUACCGCAAGUGCUCGGUCAGCCGACCGUCCCGUGCCCUCCGCUCAGCAUGAAGGCCUGGAGCUCGAGCGCCACAUACCUGCAUCAUCCUGUAGCUUUUAGUCUCCUGCCAUCUCUCUUUGUGUUUUCACUACACCAUUUUUUUUUUUCUGUAUCAUCAUUGCUUCUCUGUACGUGGUGUGCUUGCUUGUACCAACAUUCCAAUGUUUUGCUUAAUAGCUGGUGCCUAUAUAGUCGGUGAAAAUAGAAGAGUGCAGUAGCGAUUACACAACUGUUAUUAAAAGGCAAUCGGUGUAGGUGUGUCAGCUAAUAACUUUAUUUACUCAACUGUAACGUGCACUUGUUUUUCAAGCUCAAAAGUGAACCUGCGAUAGGCGCUCUCCAAAUUCGAACUCUGCAUACGAAUGGUCAGUUUUCUUUUUACUGUGGACAUUGUUGUGUCUCGAUGGCAACAAAUUUUUCAUUUCCCGCGCGAGAGCAAAUCGCCGUCUCUUUACUUAUCGUCAGAAUGUGACGAGGGGCGAAGAAUUGAAGAUCGAAGCGCAUGUCGCAAUCGAGGGCACUGCAUUUUUCAUUACUAAUUGCGAAGACAGGGUGUGCGUUACAAGUCAGUAAAUACGGAAUGUUAGCUCACUUCCUUCAAGCCAUGGUGGUGGUGGGUUUUACAUAUUGGCACCUCUUGAAAAAUGCGUCUUGGAAUGCAGACACGUGGAGGAUAGCUGCAACAGGGUUUUAUGGAUGUAGCUCAUUCCAAAUGCUUUGGUUAUCACUUAUUGCAGUAGGAUGAGUUUAGGAAUGUUUUACUGUUUUAGAAGUCUUGCUAACACUGUUUGCAACGGACAUAUCAUGUCACCAAUGUGCUUGUUGUUAUCUACACGCCCAGCACACUGCACAAAAGUUUGUUCCUGGCAGCCUUGUUCCCGGCAGUGUUUGAUGCAUAUUAUACUAUAUGUUUGCUACUUUAGAAUGUUCACCUACAUUAAUGGAACUACGCUUGAUGUAUGCCAACUCGAAAGUGUACUAUUGAGCAGCAGUUACGCACAUCUGCAAAUUGUAACAUUAAAUCAUCGAUAUUGUGUGGACCGUAUCGCUGUGUAGAAACAGCCCAUGCCAUUUUGUGCAUAUAUUUUUAUGACCGCUGUGGACACCUGUACGACAUUUCCAGAGCAUGUAAAUAUUAGAUUUAUAAAAAAAAAGGCUUCUCAUUUCAACCAUACAAUGUAGUAGAGCUAAGGUAAAAGCAUUACAGGUGGUAAACAUUUCUGUGUCAGCUGCAAUCUUAACUUUGUGAAGCAACGUUUUUCUGCCGGGAGCACAAGCUGUCAUGGCGAAUGCCCAUAACGUGUUCCAACCUGUUCAGCCGCUGAAGGUUUUAAAGGACCCCCAAACAAUCCCCAAACAUUUUCUUUCUAUUUAUAGUAAACACGCGCAUUGUGUUAGAAAUAAAGGCAGCAACAGCGGGCAACCCCGAAAUAUGGAGUUAACAUAACUGGAAAUAUAUAUCGUUUCAAAACCAGAAAAAAGCGUGAACAUGACGCUUGUAGUGGCACGUUAUUCAUGUGACAUUUAAACAAGUACCCGGUGAGGUGGUGAGACUGGCCAGGCUGAGAGGAACGAAGAAAAGCAAUAAACGAGUGGCAGCUGUGUUGUCGAUCAUCAAACUCCUCUAACUCUGCCAGUGCGGUAUCAUUAAAAAAAAUUAUUUUGGCUUGACAUUGUUGUGAACUUGUACACACACUAUAUAUAAUGAAUUCUCGACUUCAUUGGUGGUUUAGGGGCCCUUUAAAGUCUUUUUAGGAGUGAAGAAUCGCUCACUUGCAAAGGAUAUCACUGUUUAAUGCUAGAAUCUCCUGCAACCACAACAAAGUAGUUCACAUACAGUCUUUGUUUGUUAGCUGUGCAGCGAUAGACUGUACAGUACAAGCAAACAAGGCAAGGCCCACCCUGUGGCCAACAUUUUUACAAAAACGUUCACCCACAUUGCCCACUUUCAAGUCUUCAUGUUGUUGCGACUGCUUUGUUAGCUUGCACAAGUUUUUAUGGCAUCUUUCGCAAUGCAGCCAUUUUACGCGAGGCUCAGCUUUUUUUUAAUGUUAAUGGGUUCUUGCUACGCUAGCUUGCUAAUUGCAUGCAGUGCAGCAGAGGCUACGGGCCUCUUUGCCCAACCAGAACAGAGAACCACAAGAAAGGCUUUUCCACUCUCCACUUCUAAUCAUUGUUUGCAUGGUGCCUGUUGAAUGGAAAGCUGUAUAAAAGGAUUAGUGGUGUCCAUUAGGCAAGUGCCCUACUCUCAUAAGAAUACGCAGCCGCUCAGACAGCACAUAUUUGUGACACAAGCCUUACACAUUUGUGUGGGUCUUUGCUGCACUGUGUAAAGUUGGCAAGACAGCAUAUGGCAUCUUUCCAUGUCCGGCCGGCAUAUCCCACAAAAGAAAUCUCUUCCGUUAUCCGAGGAGUUGUUAAGGAUAUAUAUCAUCAGUCUAUGUUAAUAACUGCACGCUUUUAUAUACACAAUAUUAUGGCGUUUUAGAAACCGUUGACGAGAUUUCAGCAAGCACUGCCGUUGUUUCAUGUACUUUGAGAUGCAUUGUUUUUUCUACCAAAGUGCAAUUGAAUGAAUGAUGUGUCGCUGCAGUUGUAAGAUUUUUAUUUUGCGUUGAUCUUCAUUUUACCUGCAGUUUGUGUAUCACAAGGUCAUUUUAUUGUUUUGCAACUGGUUUUAUACUCGAGGAAAUAACAACCUAGGCUUUGCAGGGGUGAAAAAGAGUGUAUUCAUAUCUGUACAUACAUAGUAUUUACGUUGUGUUCGAAAUUUAGCUUGUUUCGGUAGGGUGAUUUGCCGGGUUAUUGUGUACGCGAUAUUUAUAGAAAAAUAAAGCUGUCAAAAACCUGC